GGGCUGGCGAAGCUUAAGCACCACAGGAAGAGAGGAUGUCGGAUCUGGCUUCCUUGGCGUAAUUGUCCUGGCCGGUUCAAGUCACCAUCUCUGCCGGCUUGUCUCAAAGUUCGCCAUAUUUCGGUACCACAUAGUAUCGUUCAUACCCUUUCCAUAUUAUGCGGUUCUGUUUGGUAUCGAUCGGUGCCGUGUGGUAUGGUUCGGUAUUGUUCGGCAUCAUUGCGUCUCGUUCCGUAUCGUUCUGCAUCGUUUGAUAACAUUUAAUAUCGCUUGCUAUCGUCCCGUAUUGUUCGAGUCCGAGCAUAACCUGUCUGUUGCAAUUUGGCACCUUUUCAUAUCGUUCGGUACCAUUCGGUAUCAUUCUACAUCUCUCCGUACCGUUCCGUGUUGUUUUGCGCCGUUCGGCACCGGUCAGCAUCGUCUUUUAUCGUUCCGUGUCGUUCGGCACCGUACCUUUCUGCCCAGUUCUGUCUUUGCUCUCCUCUCGCGUCGCCGCGGCUCGUGUGUAUCGAUGAUCAAUUCUCGCGGUUGCCGAGCUGGAUCGAGUCGAAAGCGGACUUUGUGUCAUCUGGAGCCCAGCAACCGGGCCAAGGCUCUACUCAAAGCUGUACCCGCUGCGGUCGCCUGGCUCGCCACCUCCGGUCAACACAUUGUGCUCACCCUUCCACUCCACUUCACCAGCCACCGCCAGGCCAGUCACGCGUCGUCAACGGCCCGUUGCCAUGCCGUACACAUGCAGCUGGCUCCAAGCCUCGCAUCCUGUCACCUGAGCACGUUCGCUCUACCCCAACUUUGCAUCACACCCUCUACGUCUUGUUCCUUAAAAUGGGCCUUCAAACUGUAUAGUAAAGAGUACACCUGCCUUUAA
Messenger RNA from Protopolystoma xenopodis, 868 nucleotides. The record is from the annotation of a GenBank genome assembly. Lineage: Eukaryota; Metazoa; Platyhelminthes; Monogenea; Polystomatidea; Polystomatidae.